Molecule: messenger RNA, 1130 nt
Organism: Musa acuminata subsp. malaccensis (wild Malaysian banana)
Lineage: Eukaryota; Viridiplantae; Streptophyta; Magnoliopsida; Zingiberales; Musaceae
Source: RefSeq, a predicted model, not a curated record
GUGUGGUUCAGUAUACGUAUGUACUUGGACAGCCUCAUCUUUAUCCUCUCGCUCGAUCGCUCGAAGAUGUCGAUCUGGUUGAGCAUCUUCUACCCGCCGCCACCGUCGGCGUUCGUCGCGGCCAUGUCCGCGAUCAUCUGCGCCUCCCUCGCCUACACCGGCCUCUCCGAGGUCCGGGGCAGGCACCUCCAGUACUCCAAGUUCUGGAACACCGGCCGGCCAUCCGACGACGCCCGGCGGGCCCGCAUCUCCAGCCGCGCGGGGAUGCUGCUCCUCUACACGCCCGCGCUCGCGUCGGCGGCCGCCUCCUUGGGCGUGCUGGCCGGCGAGAGGAGCCUGCUGCUCGGCCUAGCCCUGCUGCUCCAUUUCUUCAAGAGAGACUUCGAGGUUUUGUUCAUUCACCAAUACAGCGGCAAUAUGAUGCUCGACUCAGCUAUUCCGAUCUCCUUGAGUUACUUUCUGAACACGGUGUGCAUGAUCUACGCUCAAUACCUUACCCAGGGCGUGCCGGAACCAGCGGUGGAUCUGAAAUAUGCCGGGGUGGUCCUUUUCCUGGUAGGAAUCGUAGGCAACUUCUACCACCACUGCCUCCUAUCAAAACUCAGGGAGAAGGGUGACAAACGAUACAAAAUCCCAAAGGGAGGUCUUUUCGGACUGGUGAUCUGCCCGCAUUAUCUUUUCGAGAUAAUUGGUUUCAUCGGAGUAUCGCUCAUCUCCCAAACGGUGUAUGCCGUCUCCUUCACGACGGGCACGGUGUUCUACUUGAUGGGUAGGAGUUACGCCACCAGGAGAUGGUACCUCUCCAAAUUCCAGGAUUUCCCUAAAGAAGUCAAGGCAUUGAUUCCCUACAUUUACUAGUGAGGCAUCGAUGCGGUUCUCGGGCUCGCUCAAUCAAAUUCUCGGGUGGCUUCUGUAGUUUAGAACAACUAGUUUUUGAUUGCGAGCUUCAUCUUGUGAUUCGAUCCUACAAAAGGUUGGAAUUUAUGGUUGUCUACGGUGCAAACCAGAGACUCUUUAGUGUGUUCCAUUGCAAACAGGACGUUCAAGUAAAUCUUGAGCAUGGCAAAUCAUGUAAUGUUACUGUGAGUUGACGAUAAAAGAUCAUGAUAACGAAGAAAGAAAUUUAUGUA